Rhodamnia argentea is the source of this 1637-nucleotide messenger RNA. Its product is annotated as transcription factor TCP19. Gene Ontology annotation, molecular function: DNA-binding transcription factor activity; sequence-specific DNA binding. The transcript has a single exon. The record is from RefSeq and is a predicted model, not a curated record. NCBI's taxonomy places the organism in Eukaryota, Viridiplantae, Streptophyta, Magnoliopsida, Myrtales, Myrtaceae. Bases 376 to 1395 code for a protein of 339 amino acids. Gene Ontology annotation, cellular component: nucleus.
AUGUGGUGGCUUCUUCCUCGUUCCUGUCUAGGGUUUGUAUUUGUAUUUUCUUUGCUCUCUGUGUUUUCCCUAAUUCCUCCUCUGCCACUGCCUCUGCCUCUUCUUCUUCGUCGUUCUUCGUUCUUCUUGUCCACCGUGUUUUUCUCUCUUUUUUUAAAAAAAAUUCUCGGCAUCUCGUCAUCAUUGUUUCUGUUUGUCCAUGGUAGAUUCAAACCCCUCGGUCAACCUAUCGCUUUCUGCUUUUGAUGCGUCGUGGAGAGCAGUGCGUGUUGUUGUUCAUCAAAUCUCGCCGCUCGUUUCAAUUUCGGAAUAAGGCAUAAAUUCGUCUUCGCGGUGAUUUUGUCUCAGGUUCGCGCUUCCGCUAUUUUGAGCCGAAUGGAGUCUAAUCAGGACCGGGACGUGGAGGACGACGGCAGAGCAAUCGCCACAAUCGACCGUGAUGAGCGGAACGCCGGCGAGAUUUCGCCUUCCCAGCCACCGCGGACGGCGGUCCGUAACGAGUUCCUCAAGGAAGAGCUGGCCAACGGCGACCCCGAGCACGAGACGCUCCUCGUCCCGGUCGGCGGCUCGCAGGUUUCUCUCCCCUCCCGGCGGUUCCAGAGAGCGGUGGCUCCUCCGAGGCGGCCUUCCAAGGACCGCCACACAAAGGUGGAGGGGCGGGGGCGGAGGAUCCGCAUGCCGGCGGCUUGCGCGGCGAGGAUUUUCCAGCUGACGAGGGAGUUGGGGCACAAGAACGACGGCGAGACCGUGCGGUGGUUGUUGGAGCACGCGGAGCACGCCAUCAUCGAGGCGACGGGUACCGGUACGGUCCCUGCGAUCGCAGUCUCCGUGGGCGGGAGUCUGAAGAUCCCGACGACGCCGUCCUCGUCCUCUAGGGAAGACGGUGAUCAUCCGAAGAAAAGGAGGAAGCGAGCUUCGAACAGCGAUUACUUCGACGUCCGCGAGCCCGUCUCGACGCGGUCAGGGUUCGCGCCGAUCACGUACUGUAGCGGUGGUGGUGGUGGUGGUGGUUUAAGUCACGGAUUGAUGCAGUUGUGGCCUGUGGGGACGCCGAAUGGUGGCGAUAGUGGUGGGACGGUGUUUGUGUUGCCCGGCUUGUCUGGUCAGGCGCAGCCGUCGUUUCUGGCGAUCCCGCCAAAUUUCAACGUCGGCGCUCGGCCAAUCUCGAACUUAAUGGCUGCACCGACUGGAGGCGGAGACGGCGGCUCCACAGAGGCGUCGACGGUGGCUCCGAGCUCGAGCUCACCGAUGGCGGCGAGUGUCGUCAGUGGCAGCACAAGCAGCGGCACGCCGCACAUGCUCAAGGAUUUUUCCUUGGAGAUAUACGACAGGAAGGAGCUUCAGUUCCUGGGGCGGAGCCCAAACUCGCCGCCGUCAUCUUGCUCGAAGCCCUGAGUACGGGUCGUCGUCAACAGUAGAUGCCAAAGGUUAGAGCUGAAGAAGUAGGGCGUUCUCUGCUUUUUGAUUUCUUCCUUGUUUUUUUUUUUUUUUUUCCAAAUCCAGAGGUUGACAUUAUGAAGAAAACGAGGAACGCGACCAGCAUCCUGAAACGCAAAUCCUAGGACUCAGUUCAUUCAUGCCAAUGUCGAUUCGUGCUUUCGCUCCAAUCUGUGACUGUGAUUUUCCAAUUUCAAUCU